Molecule: messenger RNA, 1745 nt
Organism: Anopheles merus
Lineage: Eukaryota; Metazoa; Arthropoda; Insecta; Diptera; Culicidae
Gene: Yip1d1
Product: protein YIPF5 homolog
Exons: 2
Coding region: 194-1078 (294 amino acids)
Biological process (GO): endoplasmic reticulum to Golgi vesicle-mediated transport; vesicle fusion with Golgi apparatus
Cellular component (GO): trans-Golgi network
Source: RefSeq, a predicted model, not a curated record
UCUGACAGCUGUGGCGUGUUGUGUUGUGUGGCAGUGGCCAACAGUGUAAGCAAAAAAAACAACAGAACUACCCGAUCGAGAUCGCAACAGGCGCGGGCGAAAGAACGACUGUACGAAGUGGAGCUGUUGUUUAAUAAUUGAACCGUGAUUUUUGCUUGAUCCACCAAGCAUCACACAGCCCAAACGCCAAAGGAUGUCGAGCAGCGCCGACAAGCAACAGUUCUGGGGAAAUCCGGGCAGCCAGCCGCAGGACAUGUACGACGGCUUCAGCGACAAAGCGCAGGUGCUCGACUUUCAAACGUUCAACCCGAACGACACCGUGUACUGGAACGAUCCGUCCCAGCCGGUGGACGGGGCGUACAGCAAUCAACCGGCCGCGCCGGACGGCCUGUCCCGCUCGGACCCGUACGGGAUGAUGCAGCAGCAGCCCCACUACGGCCAGGGCCCGGCCAUCUUCACACCGGCGUACGGGGACGACGGCGUCGGUGUCGGUGGACCGGCCGGCCCGGGGAUGGGCCUCGAGGCGACCGAGUUCGACGAGCCGCCGCUGCUGGACGAGCUGGAAAUCUAUCCGCGGCGCAUCAUGGAGAAGGCGGCCGCGGUGCUGAACCCGUUCCAGGGCGCCGGCCUGCUCGUGGACAGCCCGGAGUACCUGUUCAAGGAGACGGACCUGGCCGGACCGAUCGCGUUCUGUCUGACGCUGGCCGCGUGCCUCUCAAUCUCCGACAGCAAAGCACAGUUCGGCUACAUCUACGGGCUGUCCACCAUCUCCGUGCUCGCGAUGUACUGCCUCAUCUGGCUGAUGUGCCACGCGGUCGAAUCGCACGUGACCGUGUCCGGGGUGGCGAGCGUGCUCGGCUACAGCAUGCUGCCGGUGGUGUUUCUCGCUAUAAUCGGGAUGUUUACAUCGCUGAACAACUUCUACGGCAUGCUGCUGGCCGGGUCGUCCAUCCUGCUAGCGACGCUCUACUCGAGUCGAAUGUUCUGCCUGAUGACGGGCGAUCCACACCAGCGAUACUUGCUAGCGUACCCGUCUACGCUGCUGUUCACGAUCUUCUCGAUGUUAGUUUUAUUUUAAACCCAAACCGUUACGAUCCCCCCCCCCCCCCCCUAAAGCUUGUGCCCAUCUAGAUUUUGAUACAUUAAUUUCUACGUAAGUACACACACACACACACACACACACCGGCAUUACAUACCAAAACAGAGCCAGCAUUUUUGUUGUGAAAUAUCCCCAAUGAAUUCCCCCUUCCUCGUUUCUUUUAGUUAUCAAUAAAUAAUACUAAUAAUAAUCGCUACAAGUGAACACCGGAGUCUGGCGAGUGUAAUUUAGCUUACAUCUGUGGGAGGCACGUUACAUUUUCCUAUCACACACACACACGGGUCACUUUGAAAGUUGGCCAAUACACCGUGAUCAAUAAGUUCGGAUACAAAUUGAAAUAUCUGAAAAGUAACAAAAUCGCAGUACAUUUGAUUGAUUGAUUGAUGUAUGUUUUUGGAAGUUCUAUUCCUGUAGAUUAUUUACAGCAAGUUUUUUCAAAUCAAUCCCUCCCUUUACUUUUACCAGCUACCGUAAUCGUUUUUUAAACAUUCACGGGCAGCACGGACUCAUUCCAUGGGUAUAUCCUUCCAUUUUUUCUGUUUUAUUAGCUUUAAUAGCUUCAACAGAUUCAAAUUAGGAGAGCUAGGAGACGAAUCUGUUUUCGUCCGAAUUUGAAUAAAUUCUCUUUACACCAUGUGUUAACAUU